AAAGGAGACCAGAAAGCAGGUUCCACCAUCUCCUCGUGGAGAUGGUAGCGAGCUGAGCCGGAGAAGAAGACUUGCAUGGCAAGUCGCUAGGUUUCACGUUAUCUGCUGCCUUUGUAACUUAGAAGACCAUCAUGGACGUGGACAUAGACCCUGAACAACUCUUUACUGAAAAAAUGCCAAAAAAUUAUGCCCAGCCUGACGUCUUGAAUCACACAUUUGACCUUCUCUCGAACCUUCACAAGUUGCUCCCAAAUCACUUGGUGGAAGUGCUUCAUUCCUACAGAAGCGAAGAGGACAAAAACAAAUGUGAGAAGCCUGAGUUCUCUGGUCUAGAAAAGAUCUUAGCAAGACAUCAGUUACCAAAAGAGAUCAGUCUCUCCCCAAAGCCAAGCCUUAUGCCCUCAUGGAGAAGAAGGAUAAUCAACAAUAUCAGUGGAAACUGGAAGAAAUGUCACCUGUGGCAGAAAAGCACCUACGAGCCGCCCAUGGGCACCAUCGUUGCCAGGUGGACCAAAAAGAACUUGCAACCCACAGAGGACCUCAAAUCAGUUAUCCAAAGACUGUCAGCACUUGGCCCAAUUAUCUCAGUCACUCCUUGUGGACGACAAAGUGCUAUUGUGGUGUUCAGAGAUGUCACCUCUGCUUGUAAGGCUGUGAGUGCUUUCCAGUCCAUGUCAGGAGACUCAAUGUUCCAGUGCUCAUGGCAGCAUCGAUUCAUGGCAAAAAACAAAACUUGGUCAAGAAAAUGUACUUCAAAACUACACUUAGAAAAAAGAGAAUCAACAGUAGGAGACCCACAGGAGCUCCAUAAUUAGCUGGGAGUGGACUCACCCUGUCCGAAGCAUAGACAGCAUCAAAUAGUGCCAAGACGGUGACAGCGAUUCCCACAGCUGGGCCAUUUACUACCGCAACCAGAGGCUUCGGAAAGUCUAUAAAACAGUUUACAAAUUCCCUACAGAAAUGGAAAGAGGAAAGCAUUAAAGAUUUCAAAGUA
This is a messenger RNA of Mus caroli (Ryukyu mouse), 994 nucleotides long. RefSeq names its product testis expressed protein 56. The record is from RefSeq and is a predicted model, not a curated record. Lineage: Eukaryota; Metazoa; Chordata; Mammalia; Rodentia; Muridae.